Molecule: messenger RNA, 1670 nt
Organism: Pungitius pungitius (ninespine stickleback)
Lineage: Eukaryota; Metazoa; Chordata; Actinopteri; Perciformes; Gasterosteidae
Gene: tmem231
Product: transmembrane protein 231
Exons: 7
Coding region: 391-1320 (309 amino acids)
Biological process (GO): regulation of protein localization; cilium assembly
Cellular component (GO): ciliary membrane; ciliary transition zone
Source: RefSeq, a predicted model, not a curated record
AUGUGUGAUAGGGAAACUAGUGGGAAUAACGCUACUACGGUGGAAUAUCCAAUCUUACGGAAUCACUUGAAUGCAGCACAAUGCUGCCAAUAGCAACCAUGGUAACCGUGCGACGCUAGGCUAAGCUGAAACAUGGCGCGGUGUAUGGUACUGUAUUAGCCAGGAGGCUAACGCAAAUAGCCUGUUCAUGCUCUACCUCUUACUUAUCAAGGCUUAGUCUUUGUUUGUUUGUCACCUGCGAGCAUUUCCUCACGCUACUCCUCCGGGGAGUUAAUAUUAACUUUUGUACCCUGUACGCCAGCGUGAAUGUUAGCUUGACUCAGCUAGCUAGCUAGGCAGCUGACUUAAUGAUCCGGAGCACCUGUGGCCCUGCUAAUUCUACGUUUACCUAUGGCUUUCUAUGACGUCUAUUCUCACCCGGCUUUGAUUCGGUACAAAACGAGUGUGUGCACGAAAGCUACGCUGUUUCUGGUUGUGGUUUUGUGCCUCACCUACAUCUCACCUCUGCUCGUUGCCUACAGGAGCCACGGUUUCUGGAUCAAAAGAAGCACCUAUGAGGAACAACCGGAUGUGAGGUUUCAGUACCAGAUUCUGCUGGUGGCAGCAACCAGUCCUCAAGGAGACUAUGUCGCCUGGAGCACCUUCCCCCGUCUUAACAACAUGCUGGGGAACAACCUCCGGAUCCCUUCUGUCUCUGUGAGAGAAGAUGACCAGAACCAGGAUGGGAAGUCUGAUCUCCUGAUUUUUCAACUGCAGUUACCCAUAAAACCGGAGGAACAGGUGUACAGUGUCCAACUGCUGCUCACCUUCAGCUACAAGCUCUUUCGGAUGUCCACAGUGGUGAUGCAGAGCCUGGCUUACGUGCAACACUCCUCAUCCGUCCCCGGGGCGAAGCUGUCCGUUAGCGGAGACCUGAGGCUGAUGCAGAGGACACCGCUGCCUCACCGGGGGCUGUACAACAUUUACAACGUGUCAGUGAUCGACGGAUCCAGCCCCUUUGCUAGUGCGUAUAACCUCGACAGCAUCAUUCGUAGCUACCAGGAAAGAAACUUGACCACAGUGCUGUCCUGUCCCAUGCCGGUCUGGACAGUCGGCCGCGCUGCCGGCUCUCCCUUUCAGCUCAACGCUGAGAUCCGGUACCCCAUGGAGGUCAUUAGCUAUCGGCCCGGCUUCUGGGAAACCAUCAAACAAGCCUGGAUUCAAUACGUCAGCAUCCUCCUGGUCUUCCUCUGGGUCUUCGAACGCGUACAGAGAUUUGUUUUCCAGAACCAGGUUCUCUCCACGGUCACUGUGCCAGUGGGGAAAUGUCACCUGUCGUGAUGCUGCGUCCGGGUGCUCCACAGGAUAUGAGAUUGGAUAAAGAUGUGUCCUUCCCAUUUGUUUAAGAAGUAAUAAUCAUCCCAGAUCUUCGUUUCAUGAAAAAUGCACUAAUUAAUUCAUACUACAGGAAGUACAUCAGUUCUUGCGCUGGAAAAUGCAUUUCUUCUGGUACAUUUCUAGAAAUUACUGACCAAUUUUGUACAUUUUUACUAUUUGUAGGUUCAUGACUUGUUACACUAAUCACAGAAGGGUUUUGUGGAUGAGCUCAUUGGUUGUUUUUGUAUCGUAUGCAGCAUUGCGUGUUGGAUAAUAAUAAUUAAAAAAAUGUUUUUGUUUGGUAUUGUCUUAAA